AUGAGUCUUUUAAGAAGCAGAUCAUUGAGACCUCAAUCUUUAGUAAUUCUACCAGGCAACGACAGAUUAGUUCGAAAUCAGCCUGACUCUCUUUCAAAUAAAAGGUCUGCAGUUGAAAACUUAUUAAACUUAGUUAGUUCUAGCUAUUCCGACUGAAAAGACAGCUUUGCAUUUUUAGAUAAAAGAAAAAGGGGCUGGGUAAGUGAUGCAGAGCUUAAAAUGAUUUUUUAUAGGCACGAAUUUAAUGCAGAUACUACUGCAUACCAAGAAAUAUUCAACGCAUUUGCUAACGGCAAUACUUUCAAUUACAUCAGAUUUCUCGAAAAUGCGAAAUCCAAAGCUCCUUCAAAAAAUUCCAACGACAUUAAGCUUCUUCAACGAAAACUUCAAGAAGUCAUUGAAAUCCGCGGAAUUAGCCCUACAAUGCUAUUUCUUCAGUUCGAUGUUAACCAAAAUUCAAGAGUGAGCUCUGAUGAAAUUACGAAUUAUUUCAGAACUUUAGGAUUAAAAAUUUCUAGAAGGGAUAUGAAAAAUUUAGUUUCUCAAUUUACGUCUGAUCCUAACGGGCUUAAUUAUAACCAAUUUGUUUCACUACUUUUGCCAGGGUCAAAUCAAAAGUCUGAGGGGCAAAAUAAUUUGAUUUUUGAGCUAGCAAUUUUGUUGCUACCUAUGCAGUAUGAUCUGCUUGAGCUGCUGAAAACUCAAGAUCGCUAUGAAACUGGGAUACUAAAUAAGCAAGAAUUUGAAGCUGCAGUUAUACAUGUUCUAGCGUUUUUUACAAGCCAAGAGCUUAGUUUACUAUUCGAUGUUUUAGACAAAGACCAGACUGGAAAUAUUAGCUAUAGAGAUUUAUGAAGCUUAAUAGAAAGCAUCUCAGCAAGACUCGAAACUCUUUCAACUGAAGAAAAAAACGUUCUUGAGGAGUCAGCAUGAAACCGCCCCUCAAUACCAAACUAGCUAGUCUUGGUAAUAAGAAAUAUAAGAGAUAAUUCAGUAUUUGUGCUUCUUCCAUUAUUUUACGUUAUUUCAUAUCUCUGUUUAGAGCAGUGAUAUGAAAUAAAAUAUUAAAUAUAUGGGUAAACAUACUAUGUUUAAUAUUAAAUAAUUUUAGAAGGGCAAGUACAGAAGUAUCUCUUAUAUUUCUUAUUAUCAAGACUAGCGAGUUUGGCAUUGAGGGAUGAGUGGGGGUGAGCUUUAUGUUUGGCCACUUGAGCACUUUAAAGAUGAAUUUUUUGACGAGACUGACAAAGUUGACAGAUAUUUAAGAAGAUCUGAUGCAGACAGCGAUGGUCUCAUCACAAUUGAAGAAUUUUCUCAAGCUCUACAAAGGCUUGGCGUAGCCUUCGAAAGAAAUAAAAUUGACCAGAUUUUCAAAACUCUUGACUCCAAAAAAGCCAAUAAAAUCUCUACAUUAGAGGUCUUAAGAGCCAUCCAAAAAGGUAUUUGGGAAUCUCCAUAA
Molecule: messenger RNA, 1459 nt
Organism: Blepharisma stoltei
Lineage: Eukaryota; Ciliophora; Heterotrichea; Heterotrichida; Blepharismidae
Source: the annotation of a GenBank genome assembly